AUGUUCCGUGUUGAUGGAUUCCGGAGUUAUUUCAUCCUCGUUUGGUCCCUCCAGGCUUGGGAUAUCCAAACUAUCAUCGGUGAUGGGUUCCUGGACGACGUGCGGAUUAUUUUCAUCAACUAUAAGGCAGAAAAUAAUAUUUCGCUGAGUGUCUAUAGAAUUGCCUUCGAACUGGGGAUUACUACUAGGCUUGGAAAUGUCGAUCCCUUCACUCGUCGUUGGCCGGAUGCCAAACGCCUCCCAAAAGUCGUAGCCACAGAUGAGAUCUUUCGAUAUCUCGGGGAUUACUACUGUUGGAACGACCUUUGUCUUCCCAUCGAAUGUGAAGGGUUAAACCUGUUUAUUAAGUCGAGAGAACUGAUGACCGAUAUGCUUGCGCCGGAAUCCAGCAGACCCGUGACUUCGGUGCCGAGAAUUUGCACGGUAAUAUGUGGGCAGGACAGUAAAGUCAGCAUCAUGUCGAAGCAAAACGAUGGGGACACAGUUGAACAGCAUUCAAACCAUUUACCCAUGGUUGACAGCAGGCCCCACUCACUCACUCAUUCCGGCCAGCCAUAAUAUCGUAGCAUGAAACCAAAUAAAAGCAAUA
Molecule: messenger RNA, 589 nt
Organism: Armigeres subalbatus
Lineage: Eukaryota; Metazoa; Arthropoda; Insecta; Diptera; Culicidae
Exons: 3
Coding region: 1-558 (185 amino acids)
Source: RefSeq, a predicted model, not a curated record